Messenger RNA from Triticum turgidum subsp. durum (durum wheat), 708 nucleotides. Lineage: Eukaryota; Viridiplantae; Streptophyta; Magnoliopsida; Poales; Poaceae. The record is from the annotation of a GenBank genome assembly.
AUGGCCCCCUCCCAAGAAGUCGCUCCCCCUGCCGCCGCCAUCACCAAGGACCCAUCCACCAACGGCAACGGCAACGGCAACGGCACAGCCGCAACAGCCCCCAAGACCAAGACGCCUGCGCUGAACGAGCGGAUCCUCUCCUCCAUCACCCGCCGCUCCGUCGCCGCCCACCCGUGGCACGACCUGGAGAUCGGCCCCGACGCGCCCACAAUCUUCAACUGCGUGAUCGAGAUCCCCAAGGGGAGCAAGGUCAAGUACGAGCUGGACAAGAAGACGGGGCUCAUCAAGGUGGACCGCGUGCUCUACUCCUCCGUCGUCUACCCGCACAACUACGGCUUCAUCCCGCGCACCCUCUGCGACGACUCCGACCCCAUCGACGUCCUCGUCAUCAUGCAGGAGCCCGUCGUCCCGGGGUGCUUCCUCCGCGCCAAGGCCAUCGGACUCAUGCCCAUGAUCGACCAGGGCGAGGCCGACGACAAGAUCAUCGCCGUCUGCGCCGACGACCCCGAGUACCGCCACUUCAACGACAUCAAGGAGUUGCCUCCCCACCGCCUCGCCGAAAUCAGGCGAUUCUUCGAAGACUACAAGAAGAACGAGAACAAGGAGGUGGCCGUCAACGACUUCCUGCCGUCAGAGGACGCCUACGAGGCCAUCCAGCACUCCAUGGAUCUUUAUGCUACUUACAUUGUGGAGGGCCUGAGAAGGUAG